Messenger RNA from Mytilus trossulus (common blue mussel), 5633 nucleotides. RefSeq names its product peptidyl-glycine alpha-amidating monooxygenase-like. Lineage: Eukaryota; Metazoa; Mollusca; Bivalvia; Mytilida; Mytilidae. The record is from RefSeq and is a predicted model, not a curated record. Gene Ontology annotation, biological process: peptide metabolic process. Gene Ontology annotation, molecular function: copper ion binding; oxidoreductase activity, acting on paired donors, with incorporation or reduction of molecular oxygen, reduced ascorbate as one donor, and incorporation of one atom of oxygen; protein binding. Gene Ontology annotation, cellular component: extracellular region; membrane. The coding region runs from base 288 to 2855 and encodes 855 amino acids. The transcript is spliced from 24 exons.
CAUUUCAUACCACACACUUUAUACUAAUAGAAGGAAGCUAAAUUAAUGACACUUAGACAGUUGUUCUUUUAAAUAUCUAAAUCGUGCUUUUUAUUUAUGGAAAAUAUCAAGUUUUUGUGAAUAUUUUAAUCAUGGAAUAAUUUGGAACGAAAAUACUGUAAUAAGCACAAAAUGGCUCUUGAAGUAUUUUGAUACAGUUAAUCACUAAAGAACAGAACAUACUAUCUGGAAUUAAGUGAACAGCUUAUUUUGCAACUUAUAUAUUCAAGUGAAUUACACAAGACUGAAUGAUGGCUUCUGUGGACUUAUUUCUUUAUGUUUUAGUGACGUUAUUUUGUUUUUUUGACUUUGGAUUUACACAAGCAGUUAUUUCACAGUCAAUAGAUAUCACAAUGAAGGGAGCAAAUGUCACAAAGCAUGAUGAAUAUUUAUGCAGCGGACAUCGAUUACCUAGAGGAGAUACAUAUAUAGUCCAAUUUGAAGCAAUACAAGAUAUUGGUCAAGCUCAUCAUAUUUUAUUAUUUGGAUGUGCAGAGCCAGCUAAAACUGAUCCUACAUGGCAUUGUGGCCAGAUUUGCAAGUCCACAGAACAAAUUUUAUUUGCCUGGGCAAAGAAUGCCCCACCACUUACUUUGCCUAAAGAUGUUGGAUUCCAUGUCUCAGGAAGUUCUAAUAUUGCCUAUAUAGUGGUGCAAAUACAUUAUGCUAAGCCUCUUUUAAAAGGUGAUAGACCAGACCGUUCAGGGAUUAAAUUACAUGUUACAAAUCAGAAACAAUUUUUUGAAGCAGGGAUUUAUUUAUUGCUAUCAUAUAGUACAAUUAUUAGACCUCAACAGAAAAAAGUUCAUUCAGACAUUUCUUGUGAAUUUAAAGCCUCUGGUAAUAUUUACCCAUUUGGAUACCGAACACAUGCACAUAGUUUGAGUCGAGUGAUCUCUGGUUACCAAGUAAACAGAACAACCAAUGGAUAUAACAUGAUUGGUAAAGGAAAUCCACAAUGGCCACAGUCAUUUUAUCCAGUUCAAAGUAAAGUAGUUAUAAAACCUGGUGACUAUUUGGUUGGAAGAUGUACUUAUAACUCAAUGUCAAGAAAUAGGAAUACAUAUAUUGGAUCGACUGCUGACGAUGAAAUGUGUAACUUUUACAUAAUGUACUAUACACCAGCAGGGACCAGAUUAUCAUCUCGCACAUGUGCAGGAAAUAACAUUCCAAACCUGGUCAAUAACCUCCCUAUUGGUUCUGAUGAAGAGCUGCCACCAAAUCCUAAGCUAGAGGCUGUGGCUCAUUCUCAUCAUGGUCACAUGGGUAAUCCUGAGGGCCACGAGGGACCAUCAACAACAACAACAACUACUACCACUACGACGACCACUCCGGUACCAACAGCCAAACAAGGUACUCACUACUUGGGUCAGUCAUCAGAGUUUGGCAUACCAUUACCACAAGUCCAAGGUGUAUCAUUUGAUAGUACUGCAUUAAUGGGACAAAUAGCUGGAGUGACUACUGAUAAACAGGGCAAUGUUUAUGUGUUCCAUAGGGCGGAGAGAGUUUGGGAUUAUAAUGCAUUUAAAUUUGACAAUACAAUUACCAACCAAGACAGACCCAUAUCUACUAAUACAAUUGUGAUAUAUAACAAAGAUGGGCAGAUCAUACGACAGCUGGGGAAAAAUAUGUUUUUCAUGCCUCAUGGGAUAGAAGUAGAUGACAAUAACAACAUAUGGGUAACAGAUGUUGGACUCCAUCAGGUUUUAAGGAUACCAGCUGGUAAAGACACCCCAGAUUUUGUCUUGGGUGAGAAGUUUGUACCAGGAUCAGACCUGACACAUUUCUGUAAACCCACUGAUGUUGUGGUGCUUAAGACAGGAGAAUUCUUCGUCAGUGACGGGUACUGCAAUGCCAGAGUUAUUAAAUUUGAUAAAGAUGGAAAUGUAAUUAAAACAUUUGGUACAAUGAACAUGGGUCAACGUGGUGAUGAUGGUUAUCCUCUCCCUGGCCAGUUCAACAUACCUCAUGCUAUGACCUUGGUAGAGGACAAACAAUGGAUAUGUGUAGCAGACAGAGAAAAUGGCAGGAUUCAGUGCUUUGACUUGGAUGGAAACUUCCAGAGGCAGUAUCAUCCUAAAGAAUUUGGAUCCAGAUUAUUUGCUGUGGAGUUCUGUCCCCUUCAUGGUGGCAUGUUAUUUGCUGUGAAUGGUCCUGCAGGUCCUAAUGGAGCACCAGUUCAGGGUAUUAUUGUUGACAUGGAAACUGGAAACACUCUUGAAACAUUCAACAAUCAACAGGGUUUAAAGAAUCCACAUGAUGUAGCUGUUGAUUCCACUAAUUUGAGAGUUUAUGUUGUGGAAUUGAAUCCAAAUAAACUAUGGAAGUUUGACAUGAAUCCACAGUUCACAAAAGCUGUUCCUUCAAGUACUACCUCAAGCUCUUCGUCCAGCUCAACAACAACAACUACAACAACAACGGUGACGCCCACAACAACAACACCAAUCCUACCAGAGAAAAAAGUUUUACCCAAAAAAGAUGAUUUAAUGCCUGCAUUAAUCAUUGGUGGACUGCUGGUUAUACCUGUAAUCAUCAUUAUCAUCAUUAUCAUUAUUGUUAGAAUGAGAAAAGCUGAUAAGUUUCGCAGAAGUGAGAACAUUUAUUCUAUAUUGAGGGGUGAAAUAGCCACAAGUAAAGGCCAAUACAAUUGUUGCAGACAACAUAAGUCAAGGGGAUCAAGGAAAAAAUUUAACCUUGGUAACUUCCUCAGUCCCCACAAAGGAUUUGACCGGCUAAGUAUGGAGGAAAGUGAUACAGAAUUCGAUCCACUCAACGAUUUUGAGGAAGAAGAAUAUUCAGCCCCAAGAAAAGCAUAAUGAGAACUUACAGGAGAUGACCUUGAGGAUGACCUUCAUAGCUGUAUAUAGCUUAUAUUCACAUAAUCAUUAUUUGCACUGCUAGUCCUGUCAUGGAAAACUUAUAAACUAUAGUGUAUAGAUUAUUAUUCUAACAGCUAAAGUUCUGUUUUAUAAUAAUGACAUUCAUUCAUCAAAUAUUGCCAGAAAUGCAAAAUUAUUGCCGCUGUCUAUAAAUUAAAAAUGCUUUGUACAAAGAGCAAAUCUGUGCUGUUAUACUGCAUGGAUCUUUUGUUAUUAAUUGUUGGUAUUUUUAUAAACAUAAAUUUAUUUUCAAAUUAUACACAACUUUGCAAAGAUUUUAUCAUCUUUAAUCUUCUGUACUUAAAUUGAAGCAAAAAUGAAAUACGUUUUGAUUUUAUAGAAUUUAUAAAACAUUUCCCACCCCUGGUUUUUCAUCUCAGGAUUGUGUUUAUGAAUAGAAGUUAUAUUUGUAUAUACUAUAAACAGUUGUAUUGAUAGUUUCAUCAAAUGGUGAUAUUUUUCUAAACUCUGUGCAAUAAUUAGUGAUAUACAUGAGUUCAAUUCUUGUGCAAUGAAGUGUAAAAUAAGGAGGACAUUUUUGUUUCUUAAACACACACUUGGAAAAAAUAAGUCUAAGUGAAAUGGGUUUUAUUUUAGCAAAUGGUCUUUUAUUUCUUAUGUUAAGUAUUUACCGAGGUCCAUUGAAGCUUGUGAUAGACAUCUGUUUGUGAUAGGGUUUGUACUUAGAUAUCCUGAUUGAACAAUUUAUUAUUUUAUAAUAGAAGAAACUCAGAACAGAAAGUGAGUGCUAUUUUAUUAAGGAUUCAGGGGAAGUUUAAGUAGCGCAUGAAAAGUGCAUUAUUCAUGCAUAUGGAAAAGAUAAGACGAUAAAUUCAUGGUAUGACAACAUGUAGAUUUGGCUUAUUAUAAUCAGUAGAUGUAUAUCAUAUAUCAAACACUGCUUUAUUAUAAUUCAAAAGUGCAUUUGUAAUUGAUGUUUUUUUAUUAGGGUUAAAAUUACACAUUAUUUUUUUGGGAUCAAAAUUUAGACAUGCAAUUGCUCUUCUAAAAACACAGGCAUUAAACAUGUUGUAGAUAUUUAUUGUCACAAUAAUUUGAUGUUGUAAUGAUGUUUUAAUUUUCAUCGUGAUCAUUAUUAACAUAUUUUAUUCAUAUGUACAUAUCACAUGAUUCUGUUUUGUUCAGCAUUAUCAAGGUCAUAUAUGGCAUUCCGAAAGACAUGUGUGUUAAAAUGCUGGACUAAAAUAGAUAAGAAUUUCUACCAUUUAUUGUGAUAAAUUGUUGUAGAAUUAAUAAAUCAUUGAAAAGGAUUAACUAUAGAGUAAGUAAGAGAUUUACUAGUACAUGAUUCAGCAACCCAUGACAAUAUCAAUAUCAGUCACAGUUUCAUAGACUCUAUCAAACCAUUACUUGAUAGACUAUAUGAAAAAAUCUUUUUUUAAGUAUAUAUAACAGUGUAUUUUAUAUGUCUUUUACAAUAUAGCAUACUGUUGCAACCAUUUACCAAUGGCAUUCCUAAAGGUGUGGCGUUGAAGUCUUGUUAUAUUCUUUAAUAUCAGACAAUAGUAGAAGUUGUUUAAAAAAAAAUGAGAAACAAUCUUUACAAAAUAUGUUAAACUCGACUGCUUAUUUUUAGAUCUCAGUGUUUUUAAGUGAAAAUUUUGGAUAAAAAAUAGGUUGAUAUAAAGGUUUUCUUUUCAAAUAUAACAUAUAUAUUUAAUAGAUUUCAUUUCUUUAUUUUUCAUUAUUAAUUGAGAAGUGGUUAUGAGAAAACUAUGAUUAUACCUGCUGCUAGAGAUUAUUUUAGUUCAUCUGAUAAGAAGUUGAUGACAAAGUUAUAAUUCAAGAACUGCAUUUUUUUUAACUUUAGUUUUCUAGUCAUUAUUUAAUUUUUGGACAUAGAGAAGAGAUGUUUGUGUAUAUUUAACUUUUGUUUCUAUGUAAAUCCAAAACUAUUUGAACAAAAUUGAUCUGAUAACAGAUCAUAAGAGUGUUUUCUUUACGAAAUUAAAUGUGCACAUCUUACUUCAAUGGCAUUGUUCAUUAGGCCAAAUAUUUUUUUGUAUGCUGGUCGAUUCUGUGAGGCUUAACAAGAUAUUGAAGUAUUGAUACAAAAUAUUAGUAUUACUGUGUACUUAAAACAAAUCUGUGAGAUAUGAUUGUUGUCUAUGUAUAAAUAAUAUGUAUGAAAUUGUAUAUAUUAUAUUUUUGUUAAGAAUUUGUUGUUAUUGUUGUAUGAAAUGUUAAGUUAUUUUUAGUUAUAAUUUUGAGAUCCUCAUAUUUCAAUGAUCUUAGUCAAUUGAAUUAAAAAGAUAAGGUUUUAUUUUGUCUUCUGAAAAAAACAUGAUCUCUUUAAGAUCUCAGAAAAACCUACUGAAAAUUUUUAGUGCAUGAAUUUUUUUUUUAUCCCUUGCUGAUUUUUGCAAGUGAGAAAAAUGUUUGAUUAAUUAAUGUUUUUUAUUUUCUAAAGAAAUUUCUAUUUAUUCUGUAAGUUUCAGUAUGUAUUUCAUUUUGAACAGUUUUUAAUGUUCAACUAUCUUCUAAACAGUCAAAUUACAAAAUUACAUUAGUUUUACUUUGAAAUAUGUGAUUUUUGUAAUGUUAACAUUUAUUUCUACAUUCAAUUUCCCUCCAAUAUCCAACUAAGUGUAAAAAGGAUAUGAUUGCUAAGGGUUUUAUUUCCCCUGUGAUACUAUUAUAUAUUUAUGUCUUGUAAACUGUGGAGAUAAUGUAAAAAUAAACAUGUCCAAAAUA